CCAGAACCCCUGUGACUACAAUAAACACACAUUCUUUCAUUUUAUGUUCUGAAAUUUAGCGGUGAAGGCACGAAUAAAAGCUCACGCUCACGAGCCCUGGCAACCCUUGCGCCAGCACACCACACACACACACACCCGCCGUUGUCUGAGGUAGGUCAGGCUUCAGACGUGCAGCUUCACUAGUCACCCCUGCGGCUUCUCCACACGCAUGAAGCUCAACUGCUUGCAAGAGACGCACGACUGUCAGAGAAAUCUGAUAAAUUGGAUGAACUUACAACAGCGACUUUCCUCCUGCUCCUUUGAUACAUUAUCUAAGUUUUAAUACUGACAAUACUGGUUGAAGAAAAGCUUGGCACAACUCCACCAACAGACCUGGAGUGAGGGUGAAGUGAAUAAGAAGAGCAAUAAUGUGGGUGCACACCAGAAGGGUGAUAUCCCGGGUGCCCAGUGGCCUGUGCUUUACUGCCACGCUCACACCCAAGGCUAGCAACAACUCCACAAUAAACUCUCUUUGGCAUGCCACAGGUUGUUGUCUCACCAAACCCCACUUUGGUGGUGCCUCAAGGAGCUGCUCCACUCCUCCUCCAUGUCAGGGACUUUCACUCAAGAAAGUUUUCAAGAAAUGUUGAGUUCUUCACUGCCAAUGAUGUGCCACUUCCCAAAAAUACAAAGCAGGUUGCCUCGACCCUGAGCAAUCAUGAGCGGCCACUGACACUGCUCUUCUGCUGGCUGAUGGCCAAAGAGCGUCAUGUCAGAAAGUAUGCACAGUUCUACACAAACAUGGGUAUUGAUGUCCUCAAAGUUAGGAUAUCGCCAUUUGACCUCUUGCGACCCACUAAGGGGUCUCAGGUUGCUGCAGAGCAGGUGCUGGAGUUUCUGCAUGCCAACCCUACGCACAGCCCACUACUGGUUCAUGGGCUGAGUGUGGGUGGAUACCUCUUCAUGGAAGUAUUGAACAAGAUUGAUGAUGAUAUGGAGAAACACGGACACCUACUGAACCGCUUUGUAGGACAGAUCUGGGACAGUGGUGUAGACAUUUAUGGCAUCCCUGAUGGAGUGCCCCGGGCCAUCACCAAUAAUGUCAGCCUCCAGAGGAAUAUCAAGAAGUACCUCUUAUGGCACCUGAAAGUCAACUACAAUACCGCCACUGUCCACUAUGAACGUGCUAGUAGGAAGAUGCAUGAAAACUUUUUGGGUGUCCCAGGCCUCUUCUUCUUCUCCAAUAAUGAUCCUGUGUCCACCCCUGAAAUGAAUGCUCUUGUCUACAAGAAGUGGGAAGCCAAUAACAUUCCAGUAUACACAAGGUGCUGGAAGGACUCAGUGCAUGUGAGUCACUACUUGAAACACCGCAAGGAGUAUGAGGCAGAGGUGGUGGCCUUCAUGGAGCGUGUUGGCAUGAUUGAGCCGUCCAGACAGCGCGCAACAUCUCUCUGAGGCAGCACCACCACCAACACUAUGCCCCCUCAAUGAUUUUGUAACCUGUUUCUAGUUGCUGUAGAACAUUCACACAACCUAUCACAUCACUUCAGCUUCCUUAAUUUGUUUGUUAGAAUUCAUAUACUGGUCUCUUGUUUCUUCUAUAACAAGGAAGCAUUUGUACCAAAAAGUUUUAUUAAUUGUUAAAGUUGAAAUAUUCAUUCACCUAGCUCAUGCUGUAUGAUAAGCAUCACAGAAAUGACCUCAGAUGAUACCCUGAUACAAGUUUCAGUGGUCCAUCUGGGCAUUUAAGUAUGGAUUUCUACUAUAUGUAGCAAUAAUUGUAGUUAUUAUACAGUGCUGCCUCAGUGCUAAUACCUUGUUAUUCAGUCACUGGUUCACAGCAGAGGGAUCAAAGGCCAGAAAUUAGGAACAAGCUGCUGAGGAAUUCACUACAUAUGACAAAGUUUCCCCUUCACUCUCGCCAUCCCUACUAUUCCUUUCUUUAGAAUAUGAAACUCACACCAACUUGAGCCUUUAUCAGUGAAUAAAAGACAAAAUUCCAUUAAUAACUGUAAUUUAUAAGCUGCCGCUCUGUGUGUGUAUUCUGAGGUUUGUCUAGUAUAGAAAAUACAAAUCUUAAUAUUAGACCAUAAUUAUAAUACUGUUUUGCUUUCCUUUCCUGUAAACACCUUACAAGGGUCAUGAUGGUUUAUAUUUGUCAAGGCAAAGCCAUACACAUAAAUGUUGUAGGCAAUAAAUUAAGGGUUUC
Molecule: messenger RNA, 2188 nt
Organism: Eriocheir sinensis (Chinese mitten crab)
Lineage: Eukaryota; Metazoa; Arthropoda; Malacostraca; Decapoda; Varunidae
Exons: 8
Coding region: 517-1434 (305 amino acids)
Molecular function (GO): serine hydrolase activity
Source: RefSeq, a predicted model, not a curated record